Xylona heveae TC161 is the source of this 1968-nucleotide messenger RNA. RefSeq lists its product as hypothetical. The transcript has 6 exons. Lineage: Eukaryota; Fungi; Ascomycota; Xylonomycetes; Xylonales; Xylonaceae. The record is from RefSeq and is a predicted model, not a curated record. Bases 108 to 1868 code for a protein of 586 amino acids. Gene Ontology annotation, cellular component: lipid droplet.
UGGCAGUUUGGCAGCCUCCGGCAACGACGUAACGAUUUCAUUAUCUGUCAUACUUGUAAUAGUUGUUGCGCACGACGGCAGCCAUGGUCUGCGCUGAUCGCUGAAAUAUGACUGCAAGGGAAGAUGCUAGGUCUUUGGGUGCGGGCAGAGCAAACCCCGAGGAGCAAGAACUGCCACCAGUGGCGGCGGUCUUCUUGAUACAUUUCGAUAUCAAGGCCGGCUAUACUGUUGGCUGGAAAAGAUGUUUACCCGAAGUGGAUCUCGAAGGUUUCGUCGAGUUCAAGUCGCUACCUUCUGGACUGCAUAAAGUCCACGAGGAUCUGGUAUAUUUCGUACACGAUCAAUAUGCAGGAAUCAGUGCGUAUGUCAAUGAGCCAGCGGCAGCAUCUGAGCGUAAUGCGCGGAUGCUAGCUGUUGGUGUUUUGGUGCCGCUGAGCUCAGGGAGAUUGGGAAGAAGUUGGCAUCAUGCUAAAGCCAUUAAGGGUCUUGCGAGACGGCUGGUUGGCAAUAUUCAGGAUACUCAACCUCUGGAGGAAUUUUGGGAGGCGCAUCGAUUGUCCCAAGAGGAACUUUCAUCGAGCGGCAGCUCUGCGAGUGGUUCGCCUUCCGACAUGCAUUUCAAACCCGCUCGGCGACUUAGCAAUGAUGGCGAGGGCCGAAAUGCCUCGGUCUCAAGCGUGACUGUCUCUAUUCCGCCUGUCCCGAUUCUCUCCGACUUCCACCCUGCACUCUCUCUGUCUAAAUACCUAGAUGUGUUUGGCCCAUUGGUGUUCCCCCUCUAUCGCGCAGCUCUUCUCAGAAAACGGAUACUCUUGGUGGGACAGGCUCCCGUAGAGCUUGCUUGUAAUUUUGUUUAUGAUAUUUCUAUACUCUCAAACGUUCCUCUUACUGCGGCGAAUUUACUCCCUUCCGAUGCGGCUCCUUCCAGGCUUCGACCCCUUUUUACCAUUGGAGUGCACGACAUACCUUACCUCGAGCGUUGUGCGCAAACCAGUGACGCAACGUCGCGGUCGCAGGCUUCUGCUGAGGAUGGCUUGAGCGAUGAACAGGGGCAAGGCUGGAUUGCAUGCACAACUGACGAUGUGUUGGCAAUGAAAAGAAAUCUUUACGACAUUAUCGUCUGGCUCCCUCGGUCGCACCCAGAAGAUGCUAAGGAGAGAGUUUGGCCAAAGCUGGAAACUUCGCAAGGGAAGGAAAUCAAAGCAACGCAAAGAGAUCUUCGGCGGUACCGAGCAUUACGAACCGGCUUGAGGCGAUUUCAAGUGAAUCCAUUGCCGCGCUAUCAUGACGACGAAAUCGAAGACGACGAUGAGGAAACAGCGCUUCUUGCCAGUGAUGACGACGAAGAUUCUGAGACAAAUGAUGUUGCAGCUGCUGAAGAGCAAGCUGCGGAGCCGCUUUCUUGGUCGGCGCUAGCAUAUUCUGGUUUCAUGUGGUGGGCAUCUGCCGGUGAGAGGCGCAGUGACUUGGAUGCCGAGGAGACGCAUGAUGCUGCAUUGUUGGAUGACCUUGAUGAGCUCAAAAUGUCUCCAUCAGGGCUACGAAGGCGGCAAUCAAGCGGUAGCCAAGCAAGUCACAGAAUAUCUCAGCGGCCCGUUGAGACAGUUUUGGUGGCCUAUUUUCACAGACUGACGACACUCAUCAUCGCAACGUUGGCCGAUAUUGUGGAUACUGAAGCCAGUCACGAUGAGGAGGCGGAUAUGAACAAACCGGUAUUUAUAAGUAGCGAUGACAUGAUGCGUAUGGGACUAGACAUUUGGAGCGACGGGGAUAAGAAAUUUGUCGGGGAUAUCCUGAAGAUAUAUUUUGAUCACAAUGCGACCGUUCAAGGUGCUUCGAUCGAGUGCUGCGGUAUAAGGAUCUGCUGAGAAUAUCAAGGCAAAAAGUCUUAUAAUUAUCCUUUAUCAAUGAUAUCAAUUACAUGAAUACUUUCCACUAGGUAGUCAGAUAAUAAUUCUAAGAGUGCUG